CACAUAACUGAUAACAAUAAUGUCUGCCGUCCCUAUUCUCAAGUUGAACACUGGCGCAUCUAUUCCCGCUGUUGGUCUUGGUACAUGGCAAGCAAAGCCCAACGAGGUUUACCAUGCUGUCCUCGCUGCACUCAAGGCUGGCUACCGUCACAUUGAUGCUGCUUAUAUCUACGGUAACGAAACCGAGGUCGGUCAGGCCAUUAAGGACAGUGGCAUUCCUCGUGAGCAGCUCUUUAUCACAACCAAGCUCUGGAACACUUUCCAUCGUCCCGAGGAUGUGCCCAAGGCACUCGAGCUUUCUCUCAAGAACCUCCAACUCGAAUAUCUUGACUUGUACUUGAUCCACUGGCCUGUUGCAUUUGCCGCCGGAAAGGACAAUGCUCCCCGAGGAGAGGAUGGCAAAAUCCUCACCGACUCGACCGACUUCACGGAGACCUAUGCUGCUCUCGAGAAGCUUCCUAAAGAAAAGGUUCGCGCUAUUGGCGUGAGCAACUUUAACAUCCCUAAGCUUGAGAAGCUCCUUAAGACCGCAAAGGUUGUUCCUGCCGCUAACCAGGUUGAGAUCCAUCCUUAUUUGGUCCAGGAUGAUCUUGUCAACUUCUGCAAGGAAAAGGGCAUCCUUAUCACCGCUUACUCUCCUCUUGGAAGCACAAACUCUCCUUUGCUCAAGGACGAGAAGGUGAUUGCUAUUGCCAAGAAGUACAACAAGAGUGCCGCCCAGAUUCUCCUUGAAUGGGGUGUCCAGAGAGGCUAUGCUGUUAUCCCCAAGUCUGUCACUCCUUCGCGUAUUGUUGAGAACAUUAACCUUAGCAAGAUCAGCGAUGAGGACUUCAACGCAUUGAACAACAUUAUUGGCGACAACUCAAAGCGUAUUGUUGAUCCCUAUGAUUUCUGGGGUAUUGAUGUCUUUGAUAGCCAUUUGUAAAAUAUUCUAGACCUAUAAUCCAAUCCUUUUGUUUUCUUUUGUUUGCUGUCAAUUAGCGUUCUAUAAAUAAUAAAUAAAUGAAUGAAAACAUAACAUAUCCAUAACUUUUACAGCCUCAAGCUU
Molecule: messenger RNA, 1048 nt
Organism: Phycomyces blakesleeanus NRRL 1555(-)
Lineage: Eukaryota; Fungi; Mucoromycota; Mucoromycetes; Mucorales; Phycomycetaceae
Exons: 9
Coding region: 20-925 (301 amino acids)
Cellular component (GO): cytosol
Molecular function (GO): aldose reductase (NADPH) activity
Source: RefSeq, a predicted model, not a curated record